Molecule: messenger RNA, 888 nt
Organism: Penicilliopsis zonata CBS 506.65
Lineage: Eukaryota; Fungi; Ascomycota; Eurotiomycetes; Eurotiales; Aspergillaceae
Exons: 2
Coding region: 20-808 (262 amino acids)
Source: RefSeq, a predicted model, not a curated record
CCAGUUUCCAACAGUUGAAAUGCGGGCAGAUCGUUGGUCUGCCCUAUUCUUCGGUCAUUUUCUGACCUUCUGGGCUUCAGCCUAUACCUACAGUACCGUCGUUGGCACUUUGACUGUUGUCGAGUCUCUGAACCAUGAGAAACACAUUCCGGUCACCUUUAAUCUCAACCUAUUCACCCGUGGAUGGACCACCGCGUUCUUGAUCCGAGUCAUCAAAAUUCUCCUCUUCCAGAUCCCCGAUAAACAUACCAUGACCCUUUCAGCAUGGUGCCUGUAUACCAUUAUGAUCGACAUACUUUUAUCCGGUUUAUAUAUUCGUGCAGUGCAUACCAUCAUAGCUCGGCCUUCUGCUUCUUAUUUCUACCUUUCAAGCUGGAGAACAUUUCUUCAAAUAAUACCCGCAGCAGUUGUUGCCAGUGUUGCACGGAGUCUCAACUUCUUCAUCCCAUACGCGAUUCUGAAGACCUCCCUGUAUGACUCGAUGCAACCAUACCUUCUCCUACUGUCAAGUGCGGUGGUAUAUUUCCUUGUGACGGCUCCAGCACAAGCUGUGUUUAUCAGGGUCUCGGCGUCAAGAUUGUCAGAAAAAGACCUUCCUAUCGUGACGCUAGAUGACAAAAUCAGGGGAAAUGGCGGGAUUGGAAUGGUAACUGCAUGGACAAGCUGGGAAAGACGUAGUUAUAUAAACUACUACCAGGCUUUGGUCAAGGCAUUUAUCCUAAAAGUAUCUACGUGGGUGUGCUUUGGCUGGUUGAUGAUAACGGUCUAUGAGCCGUAUGUCUGGGACAUAAUCUGGGUGGCGGCUUAGUUGACAGAUAUAGUACUCAGUAGUAUAUAAAGUACCAUUUUGGUAUUAGAAUGAUUAGAAUAGCAUGGCAGUAUAUAGUG